This is a messenger RNA of Phytophthora sojae, 1224 nucleotides long. RefSeq lists its product as hypothetical. The record is from RefSeq and is a predicted model, not a curated record. Bases 1 to 1224 code for a protein of 407 amino acids. The transcript has a single exon. NCBI's taxonomy places the organism in Eukaryota, Oomycota, Peronosporomycetes, Peronosporales, Peronosporaceae.
AUGACUGGAACGAUAUCAAGCGCCGGAGCUGUCGCGAUCGCAGUUGGGAACGCUGUCGCUUACGUAUCACUAGCGAUCGCUCUUGCAGCAACGUGGCACUUUCCGAUCCCAUUUGGCUACAUCCUCCUUGUUGGACCCUUUGUGAUACUGUUCUGGGUCUUCGCCAUCGCGGUCAUUGGGCCCCAUCUGAUCAUUGAGUCGGUGGUAAUUCGACAGCAGAUCAAGGCGUUGCUGCUCGUUAUCACGGCGCAGGGGAUAGUGGCGGUGUCCUACCCAGUCUUCACCGCAAUUUUCUAUCGACUUUCCGAGGUAGAGCAGACUUUUUUCAUCAUGGUGAUGCCCCUCAUCAAACUUGUCACGAAACAAAUUAUAGCCCAUGCCACCGAGAGUCUCCAUGCAUACGUUGGGCCCGUUGUGGUUUUCUCCGUGGACGUUUUCAACGUCUUCUACUUGGCAAUUUGCAUGCAAAUCUCCAAAUCGACACUCACAGCCGUCUUGAUGGUCGCUUCCGACAGCUUCCACGUCUUCAUAGCCCUUCGGUCAAUAUUUCGACAAGCCGUCGUGAAGGACGGUUCGUCCCACAAGGCUGGAAUUCAAAACUACCUAAGAGACUUGCCCGAUAAAGUGUGGAACGUGUUCGAAGACCAGCAGCUAGCAAACAUUUGCGGCUGUCGAAUCCGGGUGAUUGCGCCGUUCCCGCUUCCGUUAUCGAAUGAAAGCAUAGCUUUCAUGAACCGCAUCGCCAGGACUAGGCGAGACACGCACAUUUACUCAUCGUCUCAACUCAAAACAUCCAGACGCUCGACAAUUGGAUCAACCAUUAGCUCGAUCACCCAACCUCUAAAACAAACUCAAGGUUCCCCCGCUACCCAUACACAAAAGCUCAAUUCAGAGUCGCGCAACCUGGAAAAGAUUGUUUCUCGCAGAGUUUCGUCGGCAAGAAAGAUACUUGCUGUGGUCCGUUUGAGCUCAAGAACGUCGACAGAUACUGUCCUACGUACUAUUUCGAUCCAAAAGGCAGCGGAGAAGGCCGUUUGGGGCGCGCUUCAGGGUCUUUUACAUGCGGAAUACCUCUUGCUAGCCGAGUACAUCGAAUGCGCCCUGCCGCUUCUGUACGCGGCAUACCUAUCAGUUAUCUUCCAUCUCCCAGUAGCGCCGUGGUACCCGCAGACAGCAUUCCUGGAUCACGAUAAUCUGAUGGCGACAGUGUCCUAUUUGCCAUAA